AUCAUCCAUCUGCCCAUCUCAUUCUUCUAUCCAUCUACUCACCCAUCCAUCAUCAAGGCAAUCAUGCCACCCCAAGAAACGACACCGCUUCUGGCUACCCGGAACUCUCACAGCGCAGAGAGGUUCAACUUCAUUGCGUCAUCAAAGCACCUCCUCUUUGGCUCAUGGCUCAACCUCCUCCUCAUCGCGGUCCCCAUUUCUUUGCUUGCCGAGCACUUUGAGUGGAGCGCGACCGCCAGAUUCAUUACCUCUUUCGUGGCCAUUGUUCCUCUUGCAAAGCUCCUUGGAGAUGCCACAGAGCAAUUAUCGAUGAAGCUUGGCCAGACUCUCGGUGGUCUCCUCAAUGCUACCUUCGGCAACGCGAUUGAGCUCAUUGUCGCCAUCGCGGCUCUGAUCCAGAACCAGCUCCGUCUGGUCCAGACUUCGCUCCUCGGCAGUGUCCUGUCCAACCUCCUCCUCGUGCUGGGCAUGAGCUUCUUUGCCUCUGGCUUCUUCUUCUACGAGUCGACCUUCCAGGUGACCGCCGCCCAGGCUUCCUCGUCCCUCAUGACUCUGGCCUGUAUCACCCUCAUCCUCCCGGCGGCUUACCAUGCCUCGUCGGGUGAGGACAACGGCUCUUGGUUCAAGGGUGACGCCCCCAACCCCGAGGACCCCUCGCUCCAUGGCCUGCUUAUUCUCUCGCGUGGUACCGCGAUCAUUCUUCUGGCUACCUACUUUGCCUACCUCGUGUUCCAGCUUCGCACUCACUCCGGCUUGUUUGAGGCUGAAGAGACUGAAGAGGAGGAAACGGCCGACAUGGACCAGUGGAGCGCUGGUCUGUGGCUCCUGAUCAUCACCGUCAUCACUGCGUUUGCGGCCGACGUUCUGGUCGGCAGCAUCGACGAGACUGCUCAGGCCUGGAACAUCCCCAAGCGGUUCAUUGGUCUCAUCCUCCUCCCACUCGUCGGCAAUGCUGCGGAGCAUGUCACGUCGAUUUGGAUGGCGUGCAAGGGCAAGAUGGAGCUCACUAUCGGCGUCGCUGUUGGAUCGAGUAUUCAAAUUGCCGCAGGCAUGAUCCCGUUGCUUGUCAUCAUUGCCUGGCCGAUGCACAGAGACCUCACUCUGUUCUUCGCCAACUUCGAAACCAUCGUCCUCUUCGUGUCCGUUAUGCUGGUCAACCUCCUUCUGCAGGACGGCCGCACCAACUACAUGGAAGGACUUAUGCUUAUCGCCUUGUACCUCGUUAUCGCGCUGAGUUACAUCGUCUCGUAAACGACCGAGCUCGGGUCCCCCUCCCUCCCCACUCCCCACCUAUCAUGAGCACUGCUCCUCGGGCCAAGUCUGCAAUGGUUUGCGUCCCAACAAUGCUGGCUCUUCUGCGACAGUCACAUGUGUCUGUAUCAAACAGCAAUAUCACGCCUCGAUUCUUUUUUCUCUUCUAAAGAUAUGCUAUUUCGCCAUCGCCGAUUCUGUCACCCCUUUGUUACUCCGACGUGUCCGGGUUCUCUUCAAUUCCACCUCUUCGAGCUUCACUUGCAGGCUGUCCGAAGUCGCUGAUCGCUCACGCUUGAGCUUCUUGUUAGCGGGUGUGGGCGACUUUUCUGAAGGAGGCGGUCGCUGCACGGUAGGCUCGCGAAGGUCUGCUGCAAAAACAACGGCUUGGCACCAUCCUCCCAACGGCCCCCACUUCUCGGACAGGAAGGUCUGGAUAUCUUGGUAUAGCGAGGCGGACAUGGUUUUCUUUCGGAGUCGUGGAGGGAACAAUGGGUGACGUGCAGCGAUUCCGUAAAUGUGUGUGUCGACAGGGAUCAACGACGGAUGAUCCAUACACAUCAACAUGACGCAGUCGGCAACCUUGCGGCCCACUCCCUUGAGGCGAAGCAGCUCAGCUCGUGCAUCCUCCUCUGGAAGCUUCCUCCAUCGCUCGAGCUCGUCAGCCACAUCUUCAUUUGCGGCACGCAGCGUCGAGAGAGACGAGACGAUGAACGGUGCGCGGUAGCCGAAGCCGAGCUCGCGCAGCUGCGGCUCG
Molecule: messenger RNA, 2008 nt
Organism: Vanrija pseudolonga
Lineage: Eukaryota; Fungi; Basidiomycota; Tremellomycetes; Trichosporonales; Trichosporonaceae
Product: Vacuolar calcium ion transporter
Exons: 9
Coding region: 64-1251 (395 amino acids)
Biological process (GO): calcium ion transmembrane transport; intracellular calcium ion homeostasis
Cellular component (GO): fungal-type vacuole membrane
Molecular function (GO): calcium:proton antiporter activity
Source: RefSeq, a predicted model, not a curated record